Messenger RNA from Cutaneotrichosporon oleaginosum, 417 nucleotides. RefSeq lists its product as uncharacterized. The record is from RefSeq and is a predicted model, not a curated record. NCBI's taxonomy places the organism in Eukaryota, Fungi, Basidiomycota, Tremellomycetes, Trichosporonales, Trichosporonaceae.
AUGCCCCUCCCCACACUCUCGCACCUCCGCAACAUCCUCCGCUCAAAGCGCAAGGCGCCAGCUCAUCCUUCUCCCCGCCCACUCUCCACCGCGACCACCUCGACCGCUGCAACCACCGUCUCGAGCGCACCCACCGACCUCACAGACCUCUCCAUCCCCGCAUUCCCCGGUGACUCCCAUACCACAAAUAUGGCCGACUCUGCCGCGCCCCCCGCACCUCCCGCCAGCCAUGCUGCGGCGGCCGCUCCUGCUGCCGCGCAAGACGCCCGAGCCGCCGCGGACGCCGCUCGUGCUGCCGCCGCCGCGGCGCGCGUAUCUGCCGACGAGAGCCGCACCAGGGCCGCUGAGGCGCGCGCUGCCACGGACGAGGCACGCAAGCGCCGCGACGCGGCCGCCGCGUGGAAGUCCACGGCGUAG